Molecule: messenger RNA, 1254 nt
Organism: Parastagonospora nodorum SN15
Lineage: Eukaryota; Fungi; Ascomycota; Dothideomycetes; Pleosporales; Phaeosphaeriaceae
Exons: 2
Coding region: 1-1254 (417 amino acids)
Biological process (GO): fatty acid beta-oxidation using acyl-CoA oxidase; lipid homeostasis
Cellular component (GO): peroxisome
Molecular function (GO): fatty acid binding; acyl-CoA oxidase activity; FAD binding
Source: RefSeq, a predicted model, not a curated record
AUGCCCCCAAGUUCUCCGCACUCUGGUAUGGGUCGCACGGCUGUUGUCUUUGCCCGGCUCAUGAUAGCUGGUAAGGACCAUGGCGUACGCCCAUUUAUCACACCUCUGAACGAUGCGUCGGGUGUGAUGGCCCGCGGUGUUUCAUGUACCUUGUUCCCCGCUCGUCCAGGAGCGAAAGCAAUCGACCAUUCUUCGACGACCUUUAAUCAUGUACCACUACCCGCUGGAGCCCUACUCGGGAACGUUCAUGGCUCGCUCGAGGACGAACGGUGGGCCUUCCUGCACGCCAUCCACCGCGUGACUGUCGGCACACUUUGCCUCUCUACAAGCAAUGCCACCGUACUUCGCGUGGCCGGCUGCAUCGCUGGUAGGUAUAGCGCGCAACGGCGGGUCGGUGCGCCCAAGUCCGUCCCUAUUCUCUCUUUCAGCACUCAGUACGGCCCGAUCGCACGAAUCCUUGCACACGCCGUGGUCUUUGACAACUGGGCCUUAGAAUCUGCGAAUAUGUUCAUGGCAAAUGUCGGAAAGCUAGACAUGCAGAACGUAAUCGGUGGCGUGUUCAAAACCACUGUUCUCAGCUACACGCAGAAGGCAAUGAGCGACCUAGUGGACCGUUGUGGCUGGCAAGGUCUUUACGCUCACAACCAAAUUGCCGAACUAUGGCUCGCCGAAAAGGGCAACAGCAUCGCCGAAGGAGACUUUGUAGUCCUUUGCAUCCGACUUGCAAGUGAGGUCCUCCUCGGGCGGUACGAACCGCCCAAAGCGCGCGACCCGCUGUGCCUCCUUGCGCUCCACGAAGCUGGAGUCUGGGACGAGGCUCGGCAGAUAUUUGCGUCCCUUAAAGGCGGACACCGCGGCCCAGAAUUCAACGCCCGCAUCUUGCCACUGUCACUGCCAUUGGUUCAAGCUACAGGCCAUCGUAUGGCAUAUGAGGCUGCUAAGGAUGCUUUGCUACACGGUAGCGCUCAUGGUCUUGCUGUGACGCCGGAAGUAUUGAACUUGUACGAGUCCACCUGUAUGAUGGAAGAUCAGAGCUGGUAUGUGGAAAACGGUGUUAUGUCACGGCAGGAGCUGCUGGAUCGCAAUGUCGACGCGGUGAGUUCCAUGUUACCGUUGUUGGGAGACAUGAUCAACGAUCGGGAAGUGGAUGCCUUAAUCAAUGCGCCCAUGGUUGAAAAAGAUAGGCUGUCAGCCUUUUUCUCCAGCUUGUCAUCAUAUCAUGGGCCAGGAACAACCGUUCGUGCCAAGUUGUAA